GAAAUGACAACAUUGUUUUAGCAUCGUAUUGCAGCUAGGCAAUUGUAAGACAUUGUUAAUUAUUCAUAAAAAGUGUAGUUCCCAUACCGGGAGUCGAACCCGGGCCGCCUGGGUGAAAACCAGGAAUCCUAACCGCUAGACCAUAUGGGACUUUGCUAAUUUUGUUGUGAGACCAGUCUAUCAAUAUCUAGUCAUUGCCAAUGGAUCUCAACGUCCGACAGUGUUGAAAUUGUUCUUUGAACGUCGGGGCAAAAUAUUCUUACUCAAGGAAUAUCUAUCUAUUUUACAUUUCUAAAACAGCGUGACCAGCACCCAUUUCCAAGCUGCUUCCAAGAUGAUGGAAACACGGGUUCCCCAUCCCUAUUGGCCACGGGACCUCUCCAUCCCACACUACGUGGCCAAUGACCGUUCCAUGUCCGAGAUCCUGGUGUUCCUUUUCUCUGUAUCGGGGGCCUUCCUGGUCGCUACCUGGCUGAUAACUGGACGGCAGGGGGCCGGGGGCAGGCUGGGGGUCGGACGCCGUCUGGCCCUGUGCUGGUUUGCCGUGUGCGGCUUCAUUCAUGGCGUCAUAGAGGGCUGGUUCUCCCUCUACUAUGACAUCAUCCCUGCCGACCAGAGCUUCCUGUCUCAGCUGUGGAAAGAGUACUCCAAGGGUGACAGUCGAUACGUAAUAGCGGAUAACUUUACGGUGUGCAUGGAGACAGUGACCGCUUGGUUGUGGGGCCCACUCAGCUUCUGGACUGUGUUUGCCUUCCUGACCAACAGGCCUUACAGAUUCAUCCUGCAGCUCAUCGUCUCACUGGGCCAGCUAUACGGAGCGGUUCUCUACUUCUACACGGAGCACAGGGACGGCUACGCCCACAGCGAGCUCGGACACCCCAUCUACUUCUGGUUCUACUUUGUCUUCAUGAACAUACUGUGGAUCAUCAUCCCUCUGCUUCUCAUCACAGACUCCUGGAGACAGCUGUCGUCUGCCCAGAUUCACACAGACUCCAGGGGGGCCCAGAAGAAGAAGAGGAAGUGAGGAGAGGAACGAGAGUUUGAGACGUCAUUCCAGAGGGAGGGAGGGGGGAGAGAAGGGGGAGAGAGGGAAAAUUGGGAUAUGGGAGAGUGUCUACUUUAAUACUGUUGGAACCAGGGAAGUUUGAAUGUCGAAAUAAACUGUUUUGAAAAAAAUGUGGUCUACACUUUUGGUAUUAGUAAUGUAUGGUUUUUGUCAUUGUGCAGUACAAUUCUUGUCUGUCUGAACCUUUCUUCAUGUAAUAUGUCAUGAUGUGGCUUUUGUUAACUCACUCCAACAUGGGAGAACUACAGUCUGAGAUUGCACAAUAUGAAGUCCAAAACACUUGUAUACC
Messenger RNA from Hypomesus transpacificus, 1355 nucleotides. Its product is annotated as EBP cholestenol delta-isomerase. Gene Ontology annotation, biological process: cholesterol biosynthetic process. The coding region runs from base 335 to 1024 and encodes 229 amino acids. Gene Ontology annotation, molecular function: steroid Delta-isomerase activity; C-8 sterol isomerase activity; cholestenol delta-isomerase activity. The transcript has 6 exons. The record is from RefSeq and is a predicted model, not a curated record. Gene Ontology annotation, cellular component: endoplasmic reticulum; membrane. Lineage: Eukaryota; Metazoa; Chordata; Actinopteri; Osmeriformes; Osmeridae.